GGGGGGGGUUGGUUUAAAUCUUGGGUCCUUUUUGAAAUCCAAGUGGGGAAGCUUUUGUUUGGAGGUGAGAUUGCAGGGACGGAUGACCUUUCUUGUCCAGGCGGGUCAGAGAGAGCAAAUCGCAGGGGAGGCUAUUCCAAGGGGGGAGGCCAGCCCCACCGAACCUAGAGGGGGACCUCUUAAGAUAGGGGGGAACCGCUUCGUGGAGGGCGGGAAGAGGCAGGGGAGGGAUCAGGUGCAUUUCCCCAGAAGAGGAGGUUUGCCGGCAGCCAGUUCCGAGAAGAAAAGGAUGUGGUUUGAGAAAAAAAGGGGAACUGCUUUUGAAGGAAGGAAGAGGCUUCCAAUCAGGGAGGUUUUGUUCAGCCCCCCUCAAACUCGCUGAAGGAACCCCAAAAGGCCCCAGGAGUGGAAGGCGAAGAGGGGCCUUUUGGUGUAGGGUCUGAGUCCAAGGUAGCCGCCCGCGGUUUCCCCAGGAGCCACACCGUCUCCGCCUCGAGCUACAGCAGCAGCCCGGACACCUUGAUAGCCGAGGAUGAGGUCUUCUUCGGCAGCAUGGCAGAGGAGAGGGAAGACGCCACCUCUUCUCCAGACCGGGAUCCCGUCCACAGCAGUACAGAAGACCUCUUGUCCAUAGACUCUGCCCUCCAGGGUUCGGAGUAUUACAAGGACCUGGGGCUGGCUGAGUCCACCGAGACUGCUGGGGGCACGGUGGUGACGCCAGAAGGACGGUCCCCAGAAGGACCCAGAGGCUGCGGGGCCCCGGCCUCCGACUUCAACAGGGCUUCCCCCAGCUUGGAGGCUACCUGCCAUUUCCUGGACGACUCCUGCGUCUGUUCCUGCAGCUACAGGAGCCAGGGAAGAUUGCCUGGAGCUGACCUGCAGGAGGGUGAGGACGCAGCCUUGCCCGGUUCGGUUAGCCCCCUGUCCACUUCCCGGUGGCACAACUGGAAGAUGCCGGUGUCUCCAACAGAAGCCCAGGACAGGUUGAGCUUAGAUGCCUUGGAGAUCAGGAGUGAUACAGAGCUGGAGGUGGACCCCAAGGAGAACGGCCCUCCCUUUUUGUCCCCCGUGCUGCCCCCGACGGGGCCAGCCACCUGGAGCGGCAUCCCUGGGCUGCCGGUGGAACUUGAACCCUUGCGCCUGGACCCCAAGGGGGCACCCGGGUGGGCUGCAGUGGUGGACUGCAGAAGCCAUGGGACGCGUCUGAGGUCCCGGUCCGUCCCUUCCCCCAGUGACGGUGUCCCUUCCCAACAGAUGUCUGAGAGUCUGGAGGUCUCGCUUCCGGGCCCUGUGGGGAUUGCGCCGCCUGUGCUGGAUUUGAUCGAAAAGGAUUGUGUCAGUCCGGAACAAGUGCUGAUGGUUCAACAGGUACUGAAGGAGCUGACAGAGUAUCACAGCACUAAGCAAGGCCUGGGCGCCCCUGAAUGCAGCUGUGACGGGUGCCAAAAUGUGACCUGGUUUGAAUUUCUCUCAAACGAGAAGGAAGAGGGUGGGAAGAGCGACAAAGCUGAGAGGGGCACCAAGGUGAAGCGCCGCCUGAGUAAUCUGCGCAACCGGGUCACCGGAUCGUGGCAAAAGGAGAAGGGUAAGAACAAAGACCGGGAGAAGGAACCAGCGGAGGCGGCUGAGCGGAUGCAGGCGUCGCUUGGGCAGGGGCUCGCCCUCGGGGCUUUCUCCGACGGCUCCCUUGGCGGCAAGGCCUCACUGAACGACGUGGGGCUGCUAUGCCAGAAUUGUGCGGCCAGUGUCCACAAAAACUGCAAGAACCUCUUGCUUGAAUGCAGCAGCGCCAAACCCAAGCCAAAAGAGUUGCAGCUUUGGCCGGCUGGCUUCCCCUCUUGUGCUCUCCAGACCUCCUGUCCAGUUUCCUCGCUCAAGGAGCAGAGCCCCCGCGCUGCCUUCCUGGGGUCCGAUGGCGCCCCCCCGGGCCUGCCCCGGUCUCUCGGCAUGACGAUCGUGCAGAGGGGAGCUUCGCCGUCUCCGCUGAGCACUGCCGCCCCAUCUGCCUCCACUGCGGCCACUGGUCAGCUCGGGCUUCCUGCGGGAGAGAUGGAUGAAGCCGACGCGGGUGUCCUCCGGCUCAAACCGCCCUCAGACGAUGUCGUCUCCCUGGCCCCCUCGACCACGGAAUCCCUCUUCGUGGAGGAUGCCCAGUUGGCCUCCUUGCGGAAUGAGCUGGAAACGGAUGCCCGGGAGUUUGAGGCCCCGUCCUGGAGCCUGGCUGUGGAACCAUCCUACGCGAAGAAACAGGAGCGAGAGGUCCUUAAGAGGCAGGACGUGAUUUACGAACUGAUGCAGACCGAGAUGCACCACGUCCGGACGCUGAAGAUCAUGCUGAAGGUCUACUCCCGAGCCAUGCGGGAGGAGCUGCAGUUCGGUCACGCCGCCAUCCACCACCUCUUCCCCUGCGUGGACGAGCUGCUGGAGCUGCACGGGGCCUUCCUGGGCCGGCUGAAGGAGCGCCGGAAGGAGGCCCUGGAGGAAGGGAGCGAGCGGAACUACGUCAUCCAGAAUAUCGGGGACCUCCUGGUCCAGCAGUUUUCAGGCGAGACAGGAGAGAGGGUGAGGGAAACCUAUGGCCUCUUCUGCAGCAGCCAUGGGGAGGCCGUGAGCCACUACAAGGAGCUGAUGCAGCAAAGCAAGAAGUUCCAAAACUUGAUCAAGAGAAUCAGCAAUUCUUCCAUUGUGAGGCGGCUUGGCGUGCAGGAGUGCAACCUCUUGGUCACCCAGCGCAUCAUGAAGUACCCGGUCUUGGUGGAACGGAUCCUGCAGAACACCGAAGCUGGCACCAAAGAGUACGAGGACCUGACCCAGGCCCUGGCGCUCAUCAAGGAGGCCAUCACGGCCGUGGAUGCUAAGGUGGACGAGAGCGAGAAGGGCCAGCGCCUCCGGGAGAUCGCCACCAAGAUGGAGCUGAAGUCAUCGGGCAAGUUCAAGAAUGGCCUCGUCUUCCACAAAGAGGACAUGCUGCGGCGGCGCCUCCUGGGGGAUGGGAUGCUGUUCCUGAAAGCCGCCUCGGGGCGCCUGAAAGAUGUCCUGGCCGUACUGCUGACAGACGUGCUUCUGUUGCUGCAAGAAAAAGACCAGAAGUACAUGUUUGCCUCCGUGCAGGACUCCAAGCCCCCUGUGAUCUCUCUGCAAAAGCUGAUUGUCCGGGAAGUGGCCAACGAGGAGCGGGCCAUGUUCCUGAUCAGCGCCUCCUUGAAAGGGCCGGAGAUGUAUGAGAUCCACACCAACUCCAAGGAGGAGAGGAACAUUUGGAUGGAGCAGAUCCGCCGGGCGGUGGAGAGCUGCCCGGACGAGGAGGAUGGGAUCCUGGCUGACCCCGAGGAGGAGCGGAAGCAGGUGGAAGCCAGAGCGGCGAAGCUGAAGGAGUUCCAAGAGCUCCUGAGCACAAAAGACGACCUGAUCGUGCAGAGCCUCAACGAGAAGCAGCAGAUCUACCUGCAGAUGGCGGAGAUGAACGGCUUCGAGGACCCCGCCUCCCGUUCCCGGCUCAUCGUCCGAGCAGAGUCCCCUGAGAGCCUGCAGGGGGAAGCCCUCUUGAAGCAGGCCGUGAGGGAAGUGGAGAGCCUCCAGAGCCUGAUCUUCAACCCCCUGGGCAGCAGCACAAGCUCUCGUCCGGAUGAUGCCUGCGGAUCUGGCCCCCUGAGGCGGGCCGAGACCUUCGGGGGAUAUGACAGUGCCACGACUGGACCAGCGAAAGCCAGCAGCUUCAGGAAGAAGGUCUGUAGCGGGGAACCGCGUCUCCGGGAUCGCCGAGGCCUCCUGACCGGCUCGGAACUGCUGCUGCUUCAGGAGCUCCCUUCCGCUGGGGACGAAGGGGGGCGUGGGGGUGAUAACGGGAAACUAGAGCAGAGCAACAGUUUUCACCCCAUUUUGGAGACAGAGAUGGAGCUCGCCCAAAGGAUCCAGACCCUCGCGCAGCUGCUCCUCAGCCUCCAGGCGGUGAUGGCCCAGCAGGAGAGCUACGCGGAGACGCAGCGCAGCGCCUUCCUGGACCGGGAGCGACAGUUCCGCCUGCAGUCGACACGCGGCAACCUACUGCUGGAGCAGGAGCGCCAGCGCAACUUCGAGAAGCAGCGGCAGGAGCUGGCCAGCGUCCAGCGGCUGCAGGGGCAGCUGAAGGCUGAACAGCAGCGGUGGGAGCAGGAGCGGGCACGCCGGCGGCGGGAGAUGGAGGUGGCCGAGGCCCGGCUGCAGGAGCAGGAGAAGGAGGGCCGCCGGCUGCAGGAGCGCCUGCGGGAGGACCGGGAGGAGCUGGAGCGCCAGCGGGAGGCCUACCAGCACGACCUGGAGCGGCUGCGGGAGGCCCAACGGGCCGUGGAGAAGGAGCGCGAGCGCCUGGAGCACCACCGGAGGAUCAAGAAGCAGCACACGGUCUCCGGGACCUUCUCCCCAGAGAUGGGCCACGUGCACGCCUUGAGCCACUCGGUCAGCUUCAAUGGGGAAGCCCUGGAAGGCGGGGCGCUCUGUGGGCGUGCCAGCGUCGGGGGAAAUGAGUACCUGGAGAGGGCCGAGCCAGGCCGCCGGGACAGCGCCGCCCUGGAGCCAGGAGCCCGCCCUGUGCCAGGCCUCAAGAACGAGGUGCCCAUCCACCUCCUGAGCGCCACCAACCAGAUCCAGAAGCAGGCGGCUGUCCAGCAGCAGAUCCCCACCAAGCUGGCCACCUUCACCAAGGGGAGCAAGGAGAAAGGGCCGAAAGGGUCCCGGGGCCUGGCCUCCCACCGGACAGACAGCUCGGCGUCGGGAGACCUGAGGCCGCUCCUCCCUCCCAGGAUGGCCGGCAAGGAAGAGGCUCUGGCCCCCGGCCGGCAAUCCACCAGCCCCGUCUUUUUGCACAACCAGAGCGUGGCCUUCCCACCAGACCCAUCUGGCGCCAUGGAGAGCAGCCACCCGGUUGGGGGGCUGGCCCUGCCGCCGCCACUGCCCUCCACCAACCUUUUCAGGCCCAGCAGGGCUUCGAGCCCAGCGCCUGCCCUGGACGACACCGGCAAGGAGGACGUGAUUUUUUUCUGACCAGCACCAAGAGACAUCCUCUUUUCUUAGCCCGGAUCGGGGCCUGGAUUCUCUGCCUUGCCCCGGUCGGCUUGGUUGGCAACCGGGCAGGCAGGUGUGUACCCCUGGAAGACUCUUUGGAACAGGCGGGCAAGGGUUUUGGUGCUCUCUGGAGGUGGGGCCCCAAGGCAGCCGCCCGUGUAUCAACGGCAGCUGGGCUUCGCCAGUCAUUCUCUGCCGGGCGGACAAAGCCGAGCGGGACCUCUCCGGGUUUCUGAGGAGCCCGCCUUGGAUGGCUGCAGUUUUCGACCACUUGGGGCCAAAGGGAGGGCCUUGGGUACAGUCCAUGCCUCUCACCCCCCCCCCUUGUGGGGCUUGUGCCGGUUUGAGAGGCUGAAGGCUUUGUUGAAAGGGGGCCAGAAGGCGUGGGGCCUGGGGGGGAGUGUCAGCCCUCCCCUCCUCGGCCAUUCACUCGCACAAGGUACCUGGCCAUCUCCCCACUGGCUGUGCUUCCUCCUCCGGCCAGAGACUGUGACGGCGGGGCCCCGGGCCGGCGGCUGGACUCCAUGCUCCCUUUCUGACGAGAUGAGACGACAUGGCAAGGCACGGCAUGGCAGAGCCAGGGGUAGGCCAGAGAACAGGACCCCAUCCGGCUACCCGGUCUUCGGCCCUGAGCCACCGGGGAGGGAGGGAAGACCCUCGACACCCAGCCGCCUCCGGAGUUCUCCUCGGUGGUGGCCGCUGCCUUCGGCCCUCAGCAUCCGGCGACAGCCUCGCCGCUGGGCUUCUGCUGCCAGUCCGCCCCAAUCCAGCGAGAGCCUGCCUGCCUGCGCCGAGGGCUCUCCUGCCUUCCUCCUGUUGCCUUCUCCUUGGCCGCGCCCGAGGGAUCUUCCCAGAGGGGUUGAUGGCUGGGAAGGCGGCCACCCUCCCUCCCGGCUUCCCGCCGUGCUUUUCUUACAGGGCAUAAAAGCAAGAGCUAGGCAGUUGCUUUUGGGGAGAGGAUUUUGAACUGCCACACAACGGAGUGGCCCUGGGGUCCCAAUUCAAAGGACCCUGCUCUCCUCCGCACUGGCUUAUCAAGAGUCACCCCGACGGGUGUCCGAAACCAGCUUCGGCCCUUGCGUCGUGUCUCUGUCAGGCCCGGACUCUUCACCCCAAAUAUUUGCACACUGGCUUCGGAAAGGGAAACCUACUCCAGGCAGUGGAUCCAGGCCUCUGCCGAUGUCAACGGCAGCCACGAAGGAUUAUGGGUUCCGUCUUAAUAACAAUCGAACAAUAAGAAGUGGUUUCUCUCCCCCCCC
Molecule: messenger RNA, 6299 nt
Organism: Pogona vitticeps (central bearded dragon)
Lineage: Eukaryota; Metazoa; Chordata; Lepidosauria; Squamata; Agamidae
Source: RefSeq, a predicted model, not a curated record